Notechis scutatus (mainland tiger snake) is the source of this 485-nucleotide messenger RNA. Lineage: Eukaryota; Metazoa; Chordata; Lepidosauria; Squamata; Elapidae. The record is from RefSeq and is a predicted model, not a curated record.
CUAAAAUCGCUCGCCUGGAUGCAAACGAUCAAUUGCUUUCAGAACAUCGCAGAUACGAACUGCUAGCAAAACAGGAAACCUACAGAUAUAAAGAUUAUCAACCUGGAUGGCCCAAAUGUUUAGACGCCGAUUCGGUGGACCAUUUGCACCUGAGUGAUCAAUAUUCCAGCAUCAAAUCCUGCUCUUUCCGAGUCCUCCUGAAAACUGCGGAAAUCGAGCUGAAGCUAAAAGGGUUGCUGAACCUCAAGGGAUCCUGGAAAAAAUUGGCUGACAUCCGAAGGGCUUUUUGGUUUUAUCGGACCCCAACCUCAGAAUAUGUCAGCAAGCAUUGGGACGAAGAUGCGUUUUUUGGCUACCAGUAUCUCAACGGGGCGAGCCCCGGGAUCAUUCAGCGAUGCACAGAGAUCCCAGCAAAAUUCCCGGUGACCCAAGAGAUGGUGGUCGAAUCGUUGGGACUGGAGACCACCCUGGAGAAAGAGGUGGAG